AUGGUAUCGCAAAAUCCCAUCAGCCAUGGCGGAUCUUCGAAUGCGCUCGUUCGCGAAGGCCUAUGUCUCCUAUUACUGGACGGUGGAGGUGUCCCAGGACUAUUGUCGGUGUAUAUCCUGAAGGCAAUCAUGGAUCGCCUGAACACUGGAAGGAGAGAUUCGCACAAAGUGAAACCGCUUACUGUGAUCAUGCUUGGGCAGCUCGAAAUGGGCGAGGGCGGAUGCAUCGACAUAUAUUGCAGAGUUUUCAAUAAAGUCUUUAACGAAAAGAAACAUUUCACCCUUAUGAACAUAAGUGGCAAGAUUCAGGCGCGAUUCGAUUCGGACAAGCUUGAAAAGAUAAUCAAAGAGAUAAUUUCAAGGAAAGGGAUACCUGAGAAUUAUUUGCUUGAUGAUGGUGAAAAGCAAGGAUGUCAUGUGUACGUGACUCCAUACAACGUCUAUACAAUGGGAAGCUCUACUCUAACAUACAUCAGCUUUCUUAUUGACAAAUCGAAUGUCUCGGCUACUAUCUGCCAAGCAGCUCUUGCAACUUCGGCAGCGACAACGUUCCUCAAUCAAGUCACCAUUGAUGACCGUGCCUUUGCCGAUGAUACCCUGGGAGCAAAUAACCCCGUGAGCGAUGUAGUAGCGGAAGCGUCCAAGAUCUGGUGCAUUGGAUACCCUGGAAUACGGCCUUUUGAAGAUUGGCUUCUGAAGUUUCUGGGGGAUACUCUUGUACAGCUUGCUACCGCCACAGAGAACAAAUGGAGGGAAUUUAUCGGUUUUUAG
This is a messenger RNA of Trichophyton rubrum CBS 118892, 771 nucleotides long. RefSeq lists its product as uncharacterized. The transcript has 4 exons. Gene Ontology annotation, cellular component: membrane. Gene Ontology annotation, biological process: arachidonate metabolic process. The coding region runs from base 1 to 771 and encodes 256 amino acids. The record is from RefSeq and is a predicted model, not a curated record. NCBI's taxonomy places the organism in Eukaryota, Fungi, Ascomycota, Eurotiomycetes, Onygenales, Arthrodermataceae.